Messenger RNA from Aspergillus ochraceoroseus IBT 24754, 6006 nucleotides. Its product is annotated as tetratricopeptide repeat protein. The transcript is spliced from 3 exons. The coding region runs from base 1 to 6006 and encodes 2001 amino acids. Lineage: Eukaryota; Fungi; Ascomycota; Eurotiomycetes; Eurotiales; Aspergillaceae. The record is from RefSeq and is a predicted model, not a curated record. Gene Ontology annotation, molecular function: protein binding.
AUGGCUUCCACUCGAAAAGCGGAAUUCAGUGCUGUCGACGGGGGUGCAACAUCGCUCCCAAUUCUCCGGGGGACAGUAGACACUGUCUCUCAGGAGUGUCCCACACGCCUGGGGAUCACAUCCACUGAACUCCAGGCGAAAUCACCCACCGUGGAUGUCUUCUUCGAUGAGAUUGCAGCUGAGAGGCUGCGAAGGAUGCCACCCGAUGGCAGUCGACUAGAUAGCGCUCUUAGACGAGCCUCUCGUCUAGCAUUUGCUGUGGCAACCUUGCGCGACUCCGUCGCCAGCUUCAUGGAUGGCGCCGAGGAAGCCACAAAAAUGAUCUGGGGCACUACCCUACUAUUGCUCGAGAUGGGGAUAGAAAAUAUUGAUAUCGUCGACAACCUUUUCAGUCGUUACGGUCGUGUAACUCUGGGCAUUUCGUUACUUCUUCAGCAAGAGAGUUCUUUCCAAAGUUCUAGAGCGCUCCAGCAGGAGGUAGCAGAAAUCUAUGCUCAUUUGUUGCAACUCAUUGUCCAUGUUGCUUCGGAAUACAGACAGGUGGCACGAACCCAAAACUGGCAGGUCAUGAACGAAGCGGUCGAUAAUGCCUUCUUUUGCUACUUUAAUCGCUUUACUACUCAUUGGCGUCGUAUUUCUGGACUUAUUCUUCAAACUGGGGUGCCUAAAGACCAAGCCGCAGAUUUGGCCGCGAUCUACCAGUUCCUUGAGUUGCAGGAUCGUCCUCUUCAGAUGAUGUUAGACAGUCAUACUCACUCGCUGGCGGACGGGUCGUUUGCUUGGUUUGAUCCUCAUUUGACCACUUUCACUGUUGGCCCGCGCAGUAUGAUGCUCGUCCGUGGAAAUCCAGGUGCUGGGAAAAGUGCAUUGGCUCAGUGGACGAUGGAGCGGUUGCAAAUGUCUUCCGAAUACGAUGUCUGGAAUGUUAUUCCGAUUGCUAUACGGUCCGAUGUUCCCAUCACCACCCUCACUCUCAGUAUCCUCAAAGGCAUUUUAAUUCAGAUGCUGGACCGAUGUGUUACCAGCCGUAAGACACAGGAUGACAUUAUUGCCGCUAUUACCGAUGCUAUGAAUCAGGCUGUCAUGGGCUCUCCUGAUCCACAGGUAGAAGGCCUCCUAUGGACUGCUAUUCGCACGGCUGUGCAGUCGAACUUACAUUUUAUGCUCGUUGUCGAUGGCAUGGACCAAAUGAAACAUGCUGAAAGCACCGUCGGAGCCUUCCUGGGUCUUCUCCAAGAUACCGUGAUCAACACGCCAUCUAAACUAAUUGUUUUCGCCCGUCCAAUGUCUACGGAUCAAAUCCCGAUUCGCGAAACGACCAACACACAUCAGAUCGCGAUGAAUGCCUCCGUCACGCAGAAUGAUAUGGAAGCUACGAUCAACGACAUGAUGAUGUAUGAUUCCGCGUUUUCUGGACUGGAUUUGCCUCAACGCGAGGCUCUUGGAUCCGCCAUUGUCUCUCGUUCUCAGGGUUGUUUUGUUUGGGCACAGUUGGCUGUGGAAGCACUACGUAGCCAGCCCACUUACAACGACAUGACUACAUCUGUUUCUAAGGUCCCCAACACAUUGGGGGAUCUUAUUGACAUGCAUAUCCGCCACACUAACCUUCAGCGACGGGGAACCCAGAGUCUCCUGGCUUGGCUCACGGCGGCGGAGCGCCCUUUGCGCCCACAAGAAGUUGAACAGCUCCUAGCUAUAGACUUGAAGACACUCAAGGUCCUAUCCAAGCCCGCCAAUGUCGAUCGUGACGUAUUCCAGCCCCUUCGCCGAUUGAUCUGGGUACACGACGGUUUUGUGACCUUCCGCCACUCUAUGAUUCGUGAACAUAUCCAGGCGCGAGCCCAGAUGCAACAAGAAGUCCCAUUCUCUCUCGCAGAUGCCCACUACGACCUGCUCAUUCGCUCUCUUGCUUGGGUUCGCAGGAGCGUGCCGGACGAAGCCACAGUCUCAUGGGAGAAAAUGGCUGUUAGUGCCCGAGACCACUACCUUGAUGCAUACAUCAUGCUUGAGUAUACAGCUCGGUAUUGGCUGUCGCACAUGCUCGCGUCCCCAAUGGCCUCAGUGGAUCGCCAGCUCUCCUUCCCAACUGCGUUCCGUCGUGCCAUGCCUGACUCAGUGCUGUUUGCGCAGUUAGAGCUGACCAAUCGAGAAUCACAGUUCAGUCGCUCAAGCAUUAUUGAACUGUAUCGCCUCUCUGUUGCAGUCCGCCGAGCUGUCCUGGGCAGUGAAUCCCCGGCUCUGCUGCAGAGUCUCAUACUCAGCGCCCGUGCUGCUGAUAAAGCUCGGGGUGUGUGGGCUAACGAUCAUUUGUACGAGGCGUGGACUCGUAGCCGUAUCCAUCUGGGUCCAACUGAUCCCAUCACUGGCGAUCUAGAGCAACUUCUGGUUGCUACACCUGAAGGUGCUACCCGGGCCGAUCGGACUACGGGCUUAAAGACCGAUGCUCUGCGGGACAUGACCUUAGCGGGCUGGGACUCGUCUGAUGUUACCUUUGCACAGCGACUCCAGUAUCUCGAGAAGCUUGUGACCGCAUACCAGGAUGAGAAGAAACCCGAUACUGCGUAUGAUGUAUCAAAACAGUUCUAUAGACAGACUGUUCAGUCCUAUGGACCACAUUCUGCUGAGACCAUGCAAGCAGCCGAUUUCCUCACUAAUCACUUCCAAAUCGCUCCUCCUGACGAGCUUGCUCUGGAGCUUGCCCGUACCAAAUAUGAGACUAUGGUGCGCUCAAUGGAUGCUGCGGACCCACGUCGCGUUGCAUUUUCACUGUCUCUGGCACAGAUGUACGAAGAGAAUCGCCAACCGGCCGAGGCCGAAUCAGUGCUGUCAAGAUUGUGGCAGAGUCUUUCGACUCGUGAUUUGGAAAGUAGCAGCACUUCCUGGGACCAGAGGACAAAGGUUGCCUUUUACUACUCGCAAUUCUUGCGCCGCCAGCGCCGUCCUGACGAAGCAUCCACCGUCCUGCGCGAGCUGUCAUCCGACCUGGAAGCAGAUGGGGGUGUGAAGUCUCCCGCGAUGGUUACUCGUGCGCAGGAGCUUCGCGGUGAGGCCCGUGAAAUGCAACUUCAUGACAUGGACCGCGCGUUAGCCUUACAGGUGUGGAAGUAUUACAAGUCCACCAAUCAGGAAUACACACCUGAGGCUGUUGGGCUUGCUCAGUCGCUCACAGAGGGUAUGAUACCGGCAGCAGGAAGCACCGUUGAGACUAUGGGCACUCUUCCAGUUGAGGAGAGCAAGAUGCUACCAGAAUGGAUCGACUCACUGGCUUCGACAUCAGACAAGCAGAAGUAUCCUCGAUUACCCCUUUUACUUCUCUGUCACCGGCUUUCCCGUCAGCAUAUCCGGGAUGAGGAGUGGCGCCAAGGCAGUGACUGUGCCUGGGCAGUCCUGAAGCACACUUGGCCUACUGUGGAGGAUGCACAAUCCAAGUCCAAGUUCCCAUCCGAUGAAGCUCCUAUUAUGUCGAAAUUGGCAUUGGAUCAUGCCUAUUGCUUGUUCCGUCGUCUUGAUGUUCCAACCGCCACGGUGGUUUAUGGUAAUGCAUUCAAGGCAGGUAUUACUGCCGAUCAAGUCGCCGUGCCUUCUGUGACUGCCGUCGUCAAGACGGUGGUUGAGUUCUAUGAGACCACAUUCCAGUUCGAUAACGCUCUAGUGUUGCUGCACCAGGUCAGCGAGUUCUUCGCCUCACGCUUGGGAGAGAAUGAUAAACACACUCUUGAUAGCCGCUACCAUGAAGGUGACCUUGCACUCCGCCUGGACCGCCGUGAGGAAGCAGAAGAUAGCUACCGUCACAUCUAUCGGGCCUGUAUUCGCAAUGGCAAGAUCUCGUCGGUUGGGGUGCGCGCAGCUGUGGCCUUGGUGGCUCUCUACGAGCAAGACAAGCAGUGGGACGCUGCCUUGGAAGUUUACCGCCAUCUGUGGCCCACCCUCGUACGAUUUGAUGAAAAGGAUGGCUAUGACCGUGCCCUUCUUGAAGGGCUCUUGCCCAGAACUUACUCCGGCUAUAUGACCCUUUUGAACCACUCGGCCGUGAAGGCAGGAUAUGCGGAGCGCCAGCAGGUUGCCUCAGAACACCAGCAACUCUGUCGCAAGCUUUACGGUCCUACGCAUCCUCGAACUCGCGAUGCCACUUUGCUGCUCGCGGGUCUUUCUGCAGAAAGUGACAGCCAUAUCGGUGAAGCGAUCACUUUGUAUCAACAGGUACUUCACACCCACGACUGGGUUCCUGCCUCGGAAGCCUCCCGUGAACUGCCUGACAUGAGCGAAACUCUGCCAAUUGACAUAAAGCACCGCAUGUCACAGCUAUACUUGCGUCAGAACCAAACCUCUCCAGAGGCACGCAGACUGUACAGGGAGGAGCUUGCGUUGGCUAAGCAACAACAAGGUCUCUCUGCUCCCUCGACGAUGCUGUGGUUGAGAGAGAUUGCUCGCAUGUAUGCAACCGAGGGCACCGUGGGCUCUCGCCAAAAUGGUGCUCAACUGCUCCACGAUCACGUCGAGGAGGUCGUUCAUGUGACGGCUAACCAGCAGCUCUUGAUCGAUCGUGCGCAUCGUCUUGCAGAGAUUUACUUGGAGUGCGGCUACAUUGACGAGGGUAAUGAGCUGAUCAGUGAGCUUCAUCACCAAGUGAUCCACGAGACACCGGCUGCCCACCGUCAGGCACUGGAGGAGCACCGCCCUGCUAUGUUUGUGGCCUCCUUCGAGGAAGUCUUCGGCAAACGCCAGUCUGCACGCCAGAUUCUAGACGGAAUGUCUCGGGAGGGCCAGAUUUACAAUAGCUUCCAGCAGAGUCUAACAAGCCACGAUCUGAUGCCGACUCUGGCCGCUGGUGAGAAACUACACCGUCUGCAGACUCAGCAAAAGCAUACAGCCGGCGCCAAGAGCACCGAGGAUCAGCUCUACAACUACUUCUGCAAUACCUUAUCGGUGGCUAAGCCUAUGCGUCAGAAGGAUAUCGUGCAUCAGUUCUAUGGGGUGUGUCGGCGUGAGAGUUUGAAUGAGGACUCCAACAUCAACAUCGUCACCUCCACUUCCACGCUUGUGCGGGAUUUAUGCAAUUCGGCCCGUUUUGAAGAUGCGGCCAUCGUCACUGGUGUGUUCCACUCAUUUGUACACUUGACUGACGGGCUUCGCACCUCGGAGAGUAUCUUCACGUCGAUCAAGAUCUGUCUGUACCUGAAUGGGUACCAGGCUACCAAGUGCAUGGACGAGGCAACUACCAAGAACAUGUCUUUGGAAUCGCAAAUGCUUCUUCAAGAAAUCAUGACCAAUGCUAAGGAGAUGCCCUUGGAGUUCUCCGAACUCCCAUUUGCAGAGCUCAAUGAUCUCGUCACCGUCCUUGGCGAGCAUGAACUGUUUGCCGACCUUGAGGCAAUUCUCACCGACCUCUGGACCUCCCGGAUUGUCCAGAAGACUUGGUCCCUCCCCGCCGUGGUGUGGAUUGGUCGCCGGCUCGUCGAAACCCGUUUCUGUCGCGACCAAGUCAGCGCGGCCACCCAGCUGGGCAAAGAUAUCUGCUACAACCUGCGCCAGGUCUGGGGCAACUGCGAUCCCGUCACGCUGGAGAUGAACAAGCUUCUCUCCGGUCUCUACACGGCAUCCGGCAACCAUCUUGCCGCUGCUGCGCUCCACGAAACGGCUCUCGCCGAGCUCCUCAACAGUGACGAGGCCGAAAAGACGGGCGCCGUGGAGGCGGUCACGCAGCACCUGGAAUUACUCCAGCAUGCGCAGAUGCGUCUCGCAAAGGAAGGCCAGAGCGCUGCUAUCGACGCCGCCGCUGUGCAGGAGCGUGUCCAGCAAAUCGCCAUCAAGUUCGGUCUUCCUGCAUCGCGACUGGAAGCUACCACGGGUGCUGAUGAGACGGUUGGAAUGUGGCAGCGGCCCCGACGAUUCAGUCUCGAUGUCGAAGAGCCCGAGGCCCAUCGCAACCAUCUCCGUCAGUCUAGCGGAUCUGCCUUGCUCACUGGGAAUGCUGGGGCUAAGCGGAUCUCAAUUACGGCGUUGUAA